Molecule: messenger RNA, 3711 nt
Organism: Urocitellus parryii (Arctic ground squirrel)
Lineage: Eukaryota; Metazoa; Chordata; Mammalia; Rodentia; Sciuridae
Product: rho GTPase-activating protein 29-like
Biological process (GO): activation of GTPase activity; signal transduction
Cellular component (GO): cytoplasm
Molecular function (GO): GTPase activator activity
Source: RefSeq, a predicted model, not a curated record
AUGAUUGCUCACAAAAAGAAAAAGGCUAAGAAAAAACAUGUUUGGACAUCAGGCCAACUCUCUACUCAAGUAACGACUUCUGAAGUGGGGCCCCAGUCCAUAAGUUCCAGCUACUUUGAUCAGGACCACAUCAAGGAGGUGGUGAAUGAUAUCAGCAAGUUCACCCAUGUGCUGCGGUAUUUCAAAGAAGCUAUACUUUCAGACUGUUUUAAACAAUUUAUUCUUAUAAGUCUGGAUGAGCUUCUACAUGUUUUAAAGUCUGUAAUGAGUAAGCAUCAGAACCUCAAUUCUGUCGAUCUUCAAAAUGCUGCAGAAAUGCUUACUAGAAAAGUGAAAGCUGUGAAUUUCACAGAAGUUAAUGAAGACAACAAAAACGAUCUAUUCCAAGAAGUGUAUUCUUCAACUGAAACAUUGGCAUUUACCUUUAGGAAUAUCUUUACAAACUUCCUUAUGGAAGAUGUGGGCAAUGACGCAUUGUUACAACUGCCUGUUUCUCAGGAAAAUAAGUCUUUAGAAAACAUUUCUGUGGACUCAGUGGAGUCAUCCAAUGGAAAAGGAAAUUUUUCUCCUGUAGAAUUAGUCAAUGUGCUAUUAAAAAACACUGAUUCUAUUGAAUUGGCCUUGUCAUAUGCUAAAACUUGGUCAAAAUAUGCAAAGAACAUAGUAUCAUGGGUUGAAAAAAAGCUUAACCUGGAAAUUGAAUCUACCAGAAAUCUUGUAAAGUUGGCAGAAGCAACUAGAGCUAACAUUGCCCUAGAGGAGUUUAUGCCACUACAGUCUUUAUUUACCAGUGCUCUCCUCAGUGACAUAAAUAAUAGUCACCUUUUGCAACAAACAAAUGCAGCUCUCCAAGCCAACAAAUUUGUACAGCCUCUACUGGGGGGGAUAAAAAAAAUGGAAAAACAAAGGAAAGAUAUGAAGGAACUUUGGAAACAGGAACAAAAUAAAGUGCUCAAAACAGAAGCUGCUCUCAAAAAGGCAAUGUUGUUAUGCAUGCAACAUCAAGAUGAAUACGAAAAAGCAAAAUCUUCCAUUUUUCGUGCAGAGGAGGAGCAUCAGUGCUCAUGUGGUGGAUUAGCAAAAAAUCCAAACAAGCAACGAGAAAAAAAGCGAAAGUUGGAAGAGGAAGCACUUCAAAAAGUAGAAGAAGCAAAUGAACUCUACAAAGUUUGUGUAACUAAUGUUGAAGAAAGACGAAACGAUCUAGAAAACACCAAAAGAGAAAUUCUAACACAACUCAGGACACUUGUUUUCCAGUGUGAUCUUACCCUUAAAGCUGUAACAGUUAACCUCUUCCAGAUGCAGCACCUGCAGGCUGCCUCCCUUGCAAACAGUUUACAGUCUCUCUGUGAUAACGCCAAACUUUAUGAUCCAGGCCAAGAGUAUAGUGAAUCUGUGAAGGCUACAAAUUCAACUGAAGAAGAAAAAGUUGAUGGGAAUGUAAAUAAACCAUUAACAARUAGUUCCCAGAAGCCUAGAUGUGGCCCUGCUGAUGCUUUAGAGGAUGUUUUGCACCUUCCUGACAAUUGUAAUGAAACAGAAGAGGAAAGAUGCUCUAAGAAUGCAGACCUAACAGGUGCUUUUCACUCUGAAGAGAAUACAGGUAAUGGUAGCAACAAUUUUCUUUUAGGAGACUUUCAUCAAAAAGUUCCACAAACUCCAUCCAGUGGAACCAUGUCUUCUGCAGAUGAUUUAGAUGAAAGAGAGCCACCUUCCCCUUCAGAAGCUGGACCCAGUUCCCUUGAAGCAUUUAAGAAACCAUUGAUGUCAAAAGCAGCUGUUACUCAUAAGUUCCGAAAAUUGAGAUUCCCCACAGAAUGCAGAGAUUGUGAAGGCACUGUAAAUGUAUUCCAAGGUGUUGAAUGUGAAGAGUGUCUCCUUGUUUGUCAUCAACAGUGUUUGGAAAACUUAGUCAUCAUUUGUGGUCAUCAGAAACUUGUGGGAAAAAUAUACUUAUUUGGAGUAAAAUUCACACAUGUUGCAAAAAAGGAGCCAGAUGGCAUUCCUUUUAUACUCAAAAUUUGUGUCUCAGAGAUUGAAAAGAGAGCCUUGUGUUUACAGGGAAUUUAUCGUGAUAUUGGAAACAAAGCAAAAACUAAAAAACUGUUUCAAGCUUUGGAGAAUGGAAUGCAUUUGGUAGACCUUUCAGAAUUUCAUCCAAAUAACAUCUGUGACGUCUUAAAAUUAUACCUUCAACAGCUCCCAGAACCAUUGAUUUUAUUYCAAUUGUACAAGGAAUUUAUGAACCUUGCAAAAGAGAUCCAACAUGCUAAUGAAGAACAAGAAACCAACAAGGAUAAUCCCAAUGACAAAAAAUACCCAAAUAUGUGUUUAGAAAUAAGCCGAAUUCUUCUAAAAAGCAAGGACCUUCUAGGACAAUUGCCAACAUCAAAUUUUAACAGUCUUCAUUACCUUAUCAUACAUCUUAAGCAGGUAGUAGACCAUGCUGAAGAAAACAAGAUGACCUCCAGAGACUUGGGGGUGAUAUUUGCGCCCUGUCUUAUGAAGCAAAGGCCCACAGGUGUUCCCAUCACCAACGCCACCCUUGUUGAAUAUGUAAAUAAGACACGAUUAGUAGAGUUCCUCAUAACUUACUCACAGAAGAUCUUCAAUGGGUCCCUUCAGCUACAAGAUGUUACAUGUAAUACAGAUGUUGUUGCACCUCAGCUAAGCUGUCCUUCAAAACUUGUGAUAUCACCAAAAGAAAGAGAGAUACAACAUUCCAUGAAGUCACUAUAUUUUUCUUCAAAGGAAGAUAGCCACACUGCAAAUGGUGAAAGUGAAAAUUUUAAAUCAGCUACAUCAUUUGAGGAAUCAGAACGCAAGCAAAAUACAUUGGAAAAAUGUGAUGCAUGUCUCAUUGAUAACAAAGAACUUGAAUCAUCAUUUCAAAAGAUGGAUGAUAUUUGUGGAACCACUAAGCCACUUAUUCUGAAAUCUGAAGUGACAACAAACAAUAUGCAGAAGCACACACCAAGGACCAAGAUUAGGCCUGUAAAUUUGCCUGAAGAUGUAGUACUUCUUUCAAGCCCUCCUACUGAGAAAAACAGCAGAAAUGUGGGAAAUGUCAAUUCAGACAAGUUUUGCAAUAAUCCUACCUUUGRAGAACUUUAUAGAAAAGAUACCCCUACUACUGUAUGUUCCAAAUUUAAUGUCUUUGAUCAGCAGAUUCCACACAAAACUCGAGGACAACAACGUGAACAAAACAACUUAACUGCCAAGACUGCCAUGAUUGUGCCAAGUGCACUCCAGGAAAAAGUGACAUUGAGCGUUAGGAUCAGUGGUGACCAUUCCAGCAGUGCCACACAGCCCAACAUGCCAGCCARAUCAGCAAGAGAGGUGUCAGAGAGAGGGUCCUCCAAUUCUUGCCCUCUCACUCUUGCCAGAGCACCCAGAACAUUACAGCCCCUACACUGGACAACAUUUUACAAACCACAUACCCCCAGCAACAUCAGAGGGACUGAGGAGAGACCAGCUUCGCCCUCAGCAUCCACCCCUCCUAGCACAGCUGGUACUCCCCUGAGUCAUGUGGAGAAACCAGUUGCAGACGCAGACAGCACAUCAGCUUGUCCUUUGCAGCCAGGUGGUAAGCCUAAAGAGAACUCUGAGGAGCACAACCUGCCUGAUGUGAAUCCAACAUGCCAGAGACCCAGGCUAAAACGAAUGCAACAGUUUGAAUACCUUGAUGAUGAAAUCCCACAAUUUGUGUAG